Molecule: messenger RNA, 2483 nt
Organism: Spodoptera exigua (beet armyworm)
Lineage: Eukaryota; Metazoa; Arthropoda; Insecta; Lepidoptera; Noctuidae
Source: the annotation of a GenBank genome assembly
UAUGAUGUAUCGUGGCUAGGCUCGGAACAGGAAAAGAUACGGAGUGGAUUUUUAGUCAGUAAGAUUCUGACACUGCCUAUCCCUAAGAAAAAUAUUGAUAGCACGAUGUCUUCAAUUUUUACCAUCCAUUCUUCUGGUCCGUGGACGCCACUCGAGUACUUUUCUAACCCAUCGGCCACCUGUCCCACCUGUCCUUCGAGUGUUGCCUGCCCAUUGCAGUUUGCACUUAAGCUUGCAGAUUUUAGCUAUUUCGUUAAUUCAGAUUCUCUUAGUUUUAGGCUUUGUAGUGUCCAAAAAUAUGUAACUUGCAAAAAUAUUCUUAAACCAAUGACAUUGCCGCUAUGUUUCGUCCACUCAAUACAAACGAAGCUUGAAUAACUUUCUAAUCUUUUCAAUCUAGUUAUCGCGGGCCUAUUGAUCACUGCAUAGUCUGUGUACCAAUCGAGUUUGUAACACAGUGCCGCGCGGACGUGCCUGACAAUGGCCUAUAAAAUAUCAAUUCUACUAUCAUGUUUCAUUAUUAUUCUAUGUUUUAGUAAAAUCAGAGCCAUGGGUGCCUUGAGUCCUCUCGAUCCGUCUUCGUUUUCGCGGCCUGAACAGGCGAUUAUAACACACAUAUCGCUUAAUUUGAACGUAGACUUUGAGAAGCACGUUCUAAAGGGAUGUGCCAAGAUAGACUUCGAUAUUCUUGAAGAUGUCAAUUGUCUGAUACUUGACGCAAGCAACCUUAAUAUAUCAUCGAUAGAAGCGGACGAUGGAACGCAACUACAGUACAAAUUGGGGGAACAUGUGCCCAACAUGGGAUCCAAACUUACUAUAUUGUUGCCUAAACAGCAUAGUGCUGGAGAAAAAAUUAAAGUUAAGAUUGCAUACAGUACUGAUCCUCAAGCGUCUGCCUUGCAAUGGCUGGGCCCGGAACAGACUUCUGGAAAGAAAUACCCAUACCUCUUCAGUCAAUGUCAGCCGAUCCACGCAAGAUCUAUCCUACCUUGUCAAGAUACUCCUGCGGUGAAGUUUACCUAUGAUGCUGAGGUCACAGCUCCCGAGGAGUUUACGGUAUUGAUGAGUGCACUGAGAGGAGAGGCCAGGAAUAACAAGACUACGUUCAGGCAGCCCAUGCCAUUACCUUCGUAUCUGGUGGCCAUCGCCGUCGGAGUACUUGAGAGUAGGACACUUGGACCAAGAUCACGAGUAUGGUCAGAGAAAGAAGAGAUUGAGCGCAGUGCAUGGGAAUUUGCGGAAACUGAGAAGUACCUCCAAGCAGCUGAGAAGCUGUGCGGACCGUAUGAGUGGUCGGAGUAUGACCUCCUAGUGCUACCUCCCUCCUUCCCUUACGGAGGAAUGGAGAACCCCUGCUUGACUUUUGUUACGCCUACGCUUUUGGCGGGCGACAGGAGCCAAGCUGAUGUGAUAGUACAUGAAAUAAUGCACAGUUGGACAGGCAACCUGGUGACUAACAGAAACUUUGAGCAUUUCUGGUUGAAUGAGGGUUUCACAGUGUUCCUGGAGAGGAAGGUCGGAGCCUCACUCAUCAAUGACUCGGUUGAGGCCAAGAAGAGCCGGGACUUCCACAGCUUGCUUGGUUUACAAGAACUUAGUGAAGCGGUGAGUGUCUUCGGGGCAUCUAGUCCUCUCACGAACCUCGUGGUUGACCUAAACGGGAUCCACCCAGAUGACGCCUUCUCGCGAGUGCCUUACGAGAAAGGAUCUCUCUUCCUGCGCUAUCUCGAAGAUCAAGUCGGAGGUCCUGAGGUGUUUGAUGACUUUCUCCGGGCCUACCUGACCAAGUUCAAAAAGAAGUCUCUGGACACAGACCAGUUCAAGGCGUUCCUGUUGGACUACUUCAAGGACAACAAGGCUAUCAAGGAAGUAGACUGGAACUCCUGGCUGUACAAGAGCGGUAUGCCGCCUAUCAUUCCUGAUUACGACACAACUAUGACCAAAGCUAUAUCGGCGCUGCUCGUCAAGAUUGAUGACCCCUCCGCUUGCCUAUCUUACGAAGACGUGGCUUCCUUCACUCCUCAUCAGAUGAUCCACAUGCUGCAGCAGCUCAUUGACAGACCAGCGCUGCCUCUCGAAAGACUCACUUCCCUCGGCAAGGAGUACAAAGUUAAUUGCAACAAGAACACUGAGAUUUUGUACAGAUGGCUGAGACUGUGCAUAAGAAGCCGAGAUGACACCAAACUCAAUGAAGUCUUCAACUUCGUGAAUAGCCAAGGCCGUAUGAAAUACGUUCGUCCAAUCUACAGAGACCUCUACGCGUGGGAGGACGUCAGGGAACGAGCCAUCCAGAAUUUCCUCAAGAACGAAAAGUUUAUGAUGCACGUAUCUGCGUACACCAUCAGAAAGGACCUCCACCUUGAAGAAAAGACUACUGAAUAGUAUUUCGUUUACAUAUUGUUAUUAUGUAAGAUAGUGUAACUAUAAUUUUAUGCCAUAAUAUUGAUUGAUUUCAAUAAAAUUAUUAUAUUAUGAUGUUUAUA